AUGCCGGGUUUUUUUUCUUCAUCAAUCUAUAAAGGCCUUGUUUCCUGCAAUGAUACCAAACUAAUGCCAGAUGGAACAUUCCCCCUGACAGCUCUAGCAAGUUAUCCAGGUUCUGGUAAUACAUGGGUGAGACAUCUUAUAGAGACAUCAACCGGAUACGCCACGGGACAUGUGGCACCAAGCUACAUACUCGUCAAUGCAGGUUUUAUAGGUGAAAGGGUUCCAACCUUCUCUGGGAGAACUUUGACAAUCAAGUCACAUCGUUUUCAUCCUAAAAUGGAUAGUGCUAUUUUAAUUGUACGUAAUCCAUAUCGAGCAAUGGUGGCCGAGUUUAACAGACAGAAAUCGAAUAAGACUGGAUUUGCAAAGGACGGCGUGUUCAAAACAGAAGGAUGGAGUAAUUUCGUCAAGAAUCAAGCCCCAAAAUGGUUUAAGCUCUACGAGAGAUACAUCUUAGAAUGCAACCACUUGGGCCACACCUGCAAGUCGAUGUUAAUCGUGUACUAUGAACAACUCCAACUUCACCUUAAGGAUGAACUGCGACGAAUAUUGAAUUAUCUUAACGUAACGAUUGAUGAAGAAAGACUUGCAUGUACAGUAAGAAAUUCAGAGGGACAAUUUCACAGACCAAAGUUGAAUAAAACACUGGAUCUGUUUUCACAGGUAGACAGGAGUCCCGUGGAAGAAUCUUUGAAAAAAUAUCUUGAAUUGAUUAAACAAGAGGGCUUGGAGAAACCACCAUUAGAACUAAGCUCAUUUCCUAAUGAUAUAUAAUUGUAGAACCAAGGCAUUUUAUAGGGUUUUUUUUUUCCACCAGGGUACAUAGUCUUAAAGGUCAAGUCCACCUCAGAAAAAUGUUGAUUUGGAUCCAUAGAGAAAAAUCAGACAAGCAUAAUGCUGAAAAUUCCAUCAAAAUCAUGAAAAUCGGAUGUAAAAUAAUAAAGUUAUGACAUUUUAAAAUUUCGCUUAUUUUUCACGAAAUAGUUAUAUGCACAAUUUAGUCAAAUGCAAAUGAGAGAAUCGAUGAUGUCCCUCACUAUUUCUUUUGUUUUUUUUAUUGUUUGGAUUAUACAAUAUUUCUAUUUUUACAGAUUUGACAAAAAGCAUGAUAAGGACCAACUUGACUGAACCAUAAAAUGUUAACCAAUGGUAAUAAAGUUCAGGGAGAAAUAAAACUUUGUUUCACAGGACAAUGAGGAGAAAAUUGAAAUAUUUCUUAUUUCAUGAACUAAUAUACAAAAGAAAUAGUGAGUGAGUGAUGUCAUCACCUCAUUUGCAUACUGGCCAGGAUGUGCAGAGUAUACUGUUAUGUGAAAUUAAACGAAACUUAAAAAUGACAUAACUUUGUUAUUUUACAUCCAAUUUUGAUGAAAUUUUCAGUGUUAUGUUUGUUGGAUUUUUCUCUUUUUAUUCAAAUCAACUCUUUGUUGGGGUGGACUUGUCCUUUAACAUCGACAAGUGGUCAUGACCACCCGCGUAGCCAGGAUUUAACUUUGGAGGGGACGAUAAGUGACCGCGAAGCGUGCCAACACUAGAGGGGGGAGAUCAGCUCGAAUUCAAUUGACUUGGUGUGGUUGAAAAAAAAAUUAUGUACGCUCCAAAAGAGGAAAAGUUUUAGGGAAAUUGAAAUGUUCCUCUUAAACAGUUUAUAAAAUAAUUGAGAAGAGAAAAGGGCAUUCACUUGACAUAUUGAAACAACAGUUUCGACAUUCGCGACCCCAAAUAGAAACUAAAAAGAAACUCAAUAGAUGCUGCUUAUGGGUCAUUGAUUUCGUUAGUUGUAUUUUUCUAUACAUACAUGUAUUAUAUCACUAUAGGCUUAUUCCUCCAUUGCACUCAUCAUCAAAAAAAAAAAUCUGUUUUCAAUAUCAGUUGUCUGUAUAUUGUCGAGGCACAUUUAAUUGAUUAGAUUCGUGUACUUGCACUCUGAAAAUGAGUUGUUAAAUCAACAUGAGAAAGGUUGUAGGAGUGACAACCUUUUCCAAAUGUUAUAUCAAACCUUGUAUAAAGCUGAAUCCAUCAUUUUAAGUGUUGGCUCGAACCAUUUAAAGCGCCAAAUCCAACAUUUGGAAAAUGUUGUCACCCCUCCAACCCACUUGCGGAUC
Molecule: messenger RNA, 2105 nt
Organism: Lytechinus pictus (painted urchin)
Lineage: Eukaryota; Metazoa; Echinodermata; Echinoidea; Temnopleuroida; Toxopneustidae
Product: sialate:O-sulfotransferase 1-like
Exons: 3
Coding region: 1-774 (257 amino acids)
Source: RefSeq, a predicted model, not a curated record